UCCCAUCUGUCAAGGUACUAGUCCACGCGGUCCUAAGCGUACAAUAAAAGAGUUGCAGCCGCAGUGCUCACUGGACUAAAUUUAGUUGCGCGAUCGAUUUAACGUCCUUCAAAACAUGCCGAAUUGUUCUGUUUUCUGCUGCAAAAAGAGAUCUGCCACGUCAAAUUUACAAAAAGAUGGCGUUACCUUUCAUAUGUUUCCUAAAGAUCCACAUUUAAGAGAUAUAUGGAAAAAAUUUUGUAAUAACAGACUAACCUGGACGCCCACAAGAAAUAGUGUCAUUUGCUCAAAUCAUUUCAAUACCUCUGACUUUCAAGUGUUGGCGAACAAUAGAAGGAAAUUAGUCGAAGGCGCUAAACCAACUCUAACGCCACACUGUGUUUGUCCCAGUCAUCAGCAACCAUCCACACUAGCAGAUGACAGACUAUCAUCUUAUGAUGACACUAGUGCCACGCUCACUAUUCCUGAUUCGUUGACAUCAGCGUGUACAUCGUCAACUCCUCAAAAUGCUCAGUCAAAAGAAACAUCUAAAAUAUAUAGUUCGAUUCCCACUGUUGUACUUACACUAAGAAAAAGGAAAAUGCAGGAAAAGAUAAACAGUCAGAGAAAAAAAAUUAAAAGGCUCCAAGCUAAAAUUCUUUACUUAAAGAAGAAAGUUGCUGGGUUAGAAGAAAUUCUUCAGAGUCUGAAUGAAAAACCGUUGAUAGAUGAAGAAUAAAAGAUGGUUAUGAAAAAAAACCCCACUAAAUGUAUUCAUCAUAUUUAUAGGAAACUAAUCCAUUAAAAUGUGAUAUAUUAUAUGUAA
This is a messenger RNA of Melitaea cinxia (Glanville fritillary), 805 nucleotides long. RefSeq names its product THAP domain-containing protein 1-like. NCBI's taxonomy places the organism in Eukaryota, Metazoa, Arthropoda, Insecta, Lepidoptera, Nymphalidae. The record is from RefSeq and is a predicted model, not a curated record. Gene Ontology annotation, molecular function: sequence-specific DNA binding. The coding region runs from base 116 to 718 and encodes 200 amino acids. The transcript is spliced from 4 exons.